Brienomyrus brachyistius is the source of this 1962-nucleotide messenger RNA. RefSeq names its product odorant receptor 131-2-like. Gene Ontology annotation, biological process: G protein-coupled receptor signaling pathway. Lineage: Eukaryota; Metazoa; Chordata; Actinopteri; Osteoglossiformes; Mormyridae. Gene Ontology annotation, cellular component: membrane. The record is from RefSeq and is a predicted model, not a curated record. Gene Ontology annotation, molecular function: G protein-coupled receptor activity. The transcript is spliced from 2 exons. The coding region runs from base 43 to 1023 and encodes 326 amino acids.
GUUCACUGAGGACCCCUCAAAGCACUUAAGAGGAUACUUGAGAUGUUAGACAAUAUGACAGCGGCUGCCAACAGCAACAAAUCAUCAGACACCAGCUUCCUCAGGCCAUACGCUGCCAAUGUGAUCAUUACAGAGGUGCUGGUGGGCAUCUUCUUAUACAUCAAUGGCCUCAUGAUCUUCACCUUCUUCAUGAAGGAGGCCUUUCGCACUGAUACCCGCUAUAUCCUUUUUGCCCACAUGCUCUUUGUGGAUUCAUCACUGCUGAUGGGGUCCAGCCUGGCUGUCCUGCUGCAUUACUACAGUGUGGUGAUCCCCUAUGAGGCCUGCAUAGUGCUCAACCUGGUUUUGGUCUGGCUAGAAUUCUGCACACCUCUGACCUUGGUGGCCAUGUGCCUGGAACGCUUUGUGGCUGUGUGUAAGCCCCUGAGGCACGCUGCCAUCUCCACGCCGAGGAUUAGAGUGGUGGGCCUGCUCCUCAUUUGGGGGCUGGGCUGUGUACCUGCCCUCGUCAUCCUCCUUUCCUUCGCAGCCCUGGUCUCAGCUGAGCGGCUCACCAUGAGAGUCUUGUGUACUGUGGAUGCACUGUUUGUGAUUGAGUGGCAGAGGUACCUCCAAAUUGCUGUGUUUAAAUUCUACUUCUUGCUCAUGUCCAUGGUGAUCGCUUUCACAUACAUCAAGGUGGCUGCAGCGGCCCGGUCUGCCUCUGGUGAAAACAGGAAGUCAAGCGCCAAGGGCACGAGGACAGUGGCUCUCCAUGCCAUCCAGCUUCUCCUUUGCCUGAUACAGCUACUUACGCCUUUCGUGGACAUGGCUCUGCUAAAGAUCAGUGUAGUGAUCUACGUCUAUAUCCGUUUUGUCAAUUUCAUAAUGUUUGUGAUAGCACCGCGUUGCCUAAGCUCAUUGAUCUAUGGUUUGAGGGACCAGAAUUUCCUCCAGGCAUUGAAACACUAUGCUGUUUGUGGCCUGGAUAAGAAGGUUCAGCCAGCUGCUUCUCAUUCCUGGAAGGUGGAACUGAGGCAUUAAUGUGAAGGAGGUCCUGGGAGAUACACUGAGUGGACUGGGAAAGACUAGAUGUAACUAGAAGUUAUUUAAUGGUUACAUAUCUUACUGUGCAUUAUUAUUAUUAUUAUUAUUAUUACUCUGGCUUCCCCCCCCCACAGUGCUAAAACAUGCUGAAGUUAAUGGGACUUACAACAUUACCCAUAGGUGUGUGAGUGCCUGGUGUGUGUCUGUACACCCUGUGAUGGGUUAGCGCCCCAUCCUGGGUUGUUCCCUGCCUUGUGUCCUGCGAUGGGUUGGACCCCCAUCCUGGGUUGUUCCCUGCCUUGUGCCCUGUGAUGGGUUGGACCCCAUCCUGGGUUGUUCCCUGCCUUGUGCCCUGCGAUGGCUUGGACCCCCAUCCUGGGCUGUUCCCGGCCUCGUGCCCUGCGAUGGGUUGGACCCCCAUCCUGGGCUGUUCCCGGCCUCGUGCCCUGCGAUGGGUUGGACCCCCAUCCUGGGCUGUUCCCGGCCUCGUGCCCUGCGAUGGGUUGGACCCCCAUCCUGGGCUGUUCCCGGCCUCGUGCCCUGCGAUGGGUUGGACCCCCAUCCUGGGCUGUUCCCUGCCUCGUGCCCUGCGAUGGGUUGGACCCCCAUCCUGGGCUAUUCCCGGCCUCGUGCCCUGCCAUGGGUUGGACCCCCAUCCUGGGCUGUUCCCUGCCUUGUGCCCUGCCAUGGGUUGGACCCCCAUCCUGGGCUGUUCCCGGCCUCAUGCCCUGCCAUGGGUUGGACCCCCAUCCUGGGCUGUUCCCUGCCCUGCACCUGUAGCCUCUGGAAUGGACUCUGGACCUUUCAGAAAUUUAUGUUUUUUUUAUUAUCAUGGUCCCUUUAUUAUGCAGGUUAUGUCCAGUCUUCAUUUUGUACAUCAUGAAUAAAAUGUUAUGCUUUCUAAAGGGUGUGAGUAUGUGGAUGUGAUUUAACUUU